AUGGCGCAAUUGAAGUUUAUGGAUUUGUCUACGGACAUUAAGACGCUCAUAGUGCAGCAUGUGAACCGACCAUCAGAUCUGCGGAACCUCUGCCUCACAUGCAAGCAGCUGCACGAGAUCACCGUCCGCAAGCUGUACUACAAGGUCGUGCUCGACAUCGGCAGUCCCAACGACAACAAGCUCGGCGCCUUCCUCAACCCCAGGAACAUCGGCCUGCAAUGGAUCCGGAAGCUCGAUUUGUACCUAGCCAGCGUCCCCGAUGCGUGCAACCAGAUGCAGCUCGCCAACUUCACCGUCCGCAUGAUCCUCGAGAUGCUGCCCGAGAACAUCCUGGAGAAGUUCUCGUGGCAUCCUUGGCAGCUGUUCUCGGGCGAGAACCUGAUAUUGCUGUACAAGAAGCAGAAGCGAAUGGAGAGACUCGAGGCCCUCGGGCUGGAUUCCGACGUCCUAGCCGAGCUGCGCAAGAUCCGCGACUUCGAAAAGGUGUUCGAGAACGUCAAGAAAGUGAGCAUCUACCCGGACUCGCGCAAGGUGAUGGAGAUGUCGCAGCUCCUGCUGGAGAACUCGAAGAAGAUGGAGAAGAUGACCAUACACGCCAACUUCGACGACGAGAUACCGAGCCGCGAAUUGAACGACUCGAGCACCGAGCCGGGGAUCCUGACCUCGACUAUCUUCUCGCACAUGCAGCCUUUCGCAAAGUGCACGCCCAUCACGCUCAAGGAGAUCGAGAUGCAUAAGAUUAACUUGCGCUACGCGGCGGAUACGUACUGCAAGGUUAUUGACUUCAGGACUGUCAAGUCGAUCGUGAUAGGGGAUUGCUCUGGUGGAGAUGCGCUCUUCGCUGCGCUCUGCGGGAGCACGAGACUGCCCGAGAGAUUGGAGACUCUCGAGUUCAAGCAUGACGAUAAUUCGGAGAAUGAUGGGCUGAAUGCCAUAGACGGGUUCUUGUGUCUCGUUACGGGCCUCAAGACGUUGUGUCUUGAUUUCCAGGAGGUCAAGGCUCUUCCUGCUCCGGCUGGUAUCACUCGACAUGCGAAGACUCUCAAGUCAUUGCUGGUUCAUGCAGCGGACGACUGCAACAAUGAGUUCGUUUACGACUGGAAUGCGUUCUCUGACCUCUGCAAGAGCUGCACGUUGCUGGAGCAGAUCAGCGUGGCGUUCCCGGAGGUCAGCUUGAUACGACAAAACCAGGAGUCUUUCAUCAACUUCCAAACAUGCCUAGGCGACCUCCACGACCUCACAACCCUCAACAUCACAACCUGGCCCAACAACGACCCAUCCGGCACCCGACUCCCCCGCAAAGUCUUCGACCACCUCCUCCAAGGGCUCGCCCAAGCCGGUUUCGAGCGCAGCGUCGCCCACGCCGCCAGCCAGAACCGCAGCUCGAAGCUCGCCAUCAUCGCGUUCGGCGCCUCGGACCGCAUCUACGAGCGCGAGCAGUCGCAGAACCAGGUCAUCUUCGUCAAGGGCAAGCAGGUCGACCCGCUCGGCCGCGAGAGCCCCGUCGCUAUCCAGAUUGGCUGCUCCAGCUCCAGCUCCAACUCCAUGUCGUCGUAUCCACCUCCCCCCACCGACGACUCUCAAUAUGCACCCAUCUACCCUGCCGCUCCGAGCGCUCCGCCGCCCUUGCUAGACUCCCAGCAGCAACAGCAGCUGCAGUUCGGCUCCUCCAACCUCUAUCCCAAGCUCGAGAAUGUAGGCGACAUCCUGCAGCAGCAGGCCCACCAGGCCAAUCAUGCCUUGGACGAUCAGCGAAACCACGGCUCGCCGCUACAGGGGGAUCUUCAAUCACAGCAACAACAGCAGCAGGCCAAAUCCAAUCGCUUGCGCAAGGCCUGCGAUUCGUGCAGCAUACGGAAAGUCAAGUGUGACGAAUCCGGCCCCCCAUGUCGAGCCUGCGCAUCUCUAGAUAUUCCAUGUACCUUCGAACGACCCAGUCGACGGCGAGGACCUCCCAACCGCCAUGCUGAAGCCAUUAAGAAGAAACGUCGGUUGGAAGGAGACCUCCCCUCUGGACCGUCAACGCCAGCCUCGCCGACCAAUGCUGCUCACGCGCUGGCACAACUCUCUUCACAUCCUCCCGCACAUCUCUCUGCCGAGACCAUCGCCUCCGUACCUACCAUGAACGCCCUGAUCGACGACUUCUUCACAUACAUACACCCGCUGUGUCCUUUCCCACACGAACCGUCGUUUCGUGAAGCUUGGGAUAGGAGAGUAGACUACUCAGAUUCGUCGUUCCUGGCCCUCCUGGCGUCCAUGGUUGCCGCUCUCGUUGCAUCGUUCCCGCGGAAACCACGCCUACACCUCAAGAUGCAGACACGCGACCAAUACCCCUCACAUCUCGCGCUCGUGGACAAAUGCCGGGAAGUGUGUGCGGCGGCGAGGGGACCAGGCUACCUCGACCGCCAGGGCUUGAACGUAUACGACGCGUGCACGAGCUACUUCUUAGGGUUGGUCGGCGCAUACACGUUCCAGUGGCGGCAGCUCCGUCUCUACUUUGGCGAGUGCCUGACGAUCCUGCGCUCGCUGGGAUUGCACAAGGCACACGAACAGGGGUAUACCAACCUCGGUGCUGUUCCUGGUUUGUACGGCUCUAACGGACCUAGCUACGACGGAUCGCGGGACCUCAAGCUCGAUAUGAUCACCGAGCAGAUCGGGCGGAGAGUGUUUUGGACGCUCUUUGCGGGAGUCAGGACUAUGGCACAGAUGGGUGCUUCGUUCGGAGAGCUGACUAUUCUACCUGCAACGCCGACGGAGCAGCUUCCACCCUUGCCUGUCGAAAUUGACGACCCAUAUAUCUUCCCGGACAGUAUCCACGCCCAGCCUGAGGGUGUGGUGUCGCUUUUGGUGGGAUUCAAUGUGAACGUGCGGACGUUUCUGUCCUACUCGACGGUGUCAACGGCAGAGAUGGCCUUUGGUGUGGAUGAAUUGUUCGACUGGAACACGCAGCAGAAGAUUCUUUCCCAAUCACUACAACGCUGUAACGAUGUUGUGAGCGACAUGCCGGAUGUACUAAAGGUGAAGGCACAAGACAGUCAGAAUGGAAAAUUUGGACAACGGAAACAGCCCUACUACCCGCCCAUGCCUGAAUAUGGCAACCUGCGCGAUCCUGCUCUGGAGGCACUCAACGGGUCUAGUACAGCCGACGCCAUACGCCCGACCUCACAGUACGAGAUCCAGAAGGCGAACAUAUACGCCACGCAUCUCAGCAUCCGUUCCUACCUGGUCGAGAAGUACUUCGUCCUCUUGGAGAAGGCGAACAACCUGAAGACGCAGACGGCGCUCCAGCGGUCGCCUGGGUCGCUGAUAGGCGGGCUCGACCGCCUCCUCGUAGGAACAGAGAUCGACCCCCACCUCGAGAGCAAGAUGGCUUCAGAGCGUGAACAAGUCGUCAAAGACCUGCUCGUCGUCCUGGGAAGCAUUGACAUGGUCAACAUGGAGCCCAACGCCGACAGCUUCGCCCAAAAGAUCCGCUCCGUAGCAAGCACCCUCCUCGAAGUCCCCAAGGAGCGCAAAGGCUCCGUCGCCCAGCAGAACCAAGAGUACCUCUACAAGUUCCUCGACGUGCUGUCCAAGCUCGAGCGCGUCUCCGACCCGGAGGGCUCCGACCCCAACGCCCGCAUCGACGAGGAGGUUGAGUUGAAGCUGUGGGCGGAUCUCAGGGAGCAGCAGUUGAAGUUCCAGGAGGAUGGCGGCGUUUAUGGGUUUUGA
Molecule: messenger RNA, 3711 nt
Organism: Aaosphaeria arxii CBS 175.79
Lineage: Eukaryota; Fungi; Ascomycota; Dothideomycetes; Pleosporales
Exons: 7
Coding region: 1-3711 (1236 amino acids)
Biological process (GO): regulation of DNA-templated transcription
Molecular function (GO): zinc ion binding; DNA-binding transcription factor activity, RNA polymerase II-specific
Source: RefSeq, a predicted model, not a curated record